Malaya genurostris is the source of this 1835-nucleotide messenger RNA. RefSeq names its product suppressor of fused homolog (gene Su(fu)). The transcript is spliced from 2 exons. Bases 134 to 1492 code for a protein of 452 amino acids. NCBI's taxonomy places the organism in Eukaryota, Metazoa, Arthropoda, Insecta, Diptera, Culicidae. Gene Ontology annotation, molecular function: transcription factor binding. The record is from RefSeq and is a predicted model, not a curated record. Gene Ontology annotation, cellular component: nucleus; cytoplasm.
UAUAUACAUGCAGUUGUUUACAUUCAUUCAUCGCUAUUUAUUUCUCCAUUUUUUUGUUCCCAGCCAUUUUCAAACUUUUAAAUUAUUAAUUUGAAUUAUUGAAUAAGUGUCCUCUGCUCAACACAUAUCCAUUAUGGCAUCAGCAGUGAAUGAAAAAGAAGAUCCACUGAAACGACGAAUGGUUCCACGGGGUCUACAGAAAUUGAUCGAGCAAUGUCUGAAAAUUUAUCCCGAUCAAACAAACCCUCUCCAGGUUACAACUGUACUGAAAUACUGGCUUGGCGGUCAGGAUCCUUUGGACUAUAUUAGUAUGUAUCAUAAUCCAGGCGAUUCGGAUCAGAACAUUCCACCACAUUGGCACUAUAUAAGUUUUGGUCUUUCUGAUCUUCAUGGUGAUGGAAGGGUACAUCUGCCGGAUACCGUUGGUGGGAUUGAGCCUCGAUCCGGAAUGGGUUUCGAGCUUACCUUUAGACUUGUGAAAUCAUCGGAUAGUGCCGAAGAAAGGCCCCCAACCUGGCCAGCGAAUCUUCUACAAGCAUUGGCAAAAUAUGUAUUUCAAUCGGGUAAUAGGUUGUGCUCUGGGGAUAACAUCCCCUGGCGUAGAUCACUGGAUGGUAAGACGUCCAGCAUUCAGCAUAUGUUGAUUUCUGAAGAUCCGCAGAUGUCACGAACAGAAACACCUUUCGGUUGGGUUGACUUUUUGCAAAUCGUCGGGGUGACCAGUGAAGAACUGGAACAAGCUUCCCGCUGGAAUGGAAAAGGUAUUCUGAAUCUACUUCAAAAAGAUGUAACCACAGGAGGUACUUGGCUCAUCACUAAUAUGGCUCGAUCGAAAAGCGUGUUUGAGUUGUUUCCCGAUACACUCCGACAGUUGGAAAUUGAUUUGGAAAGGGAAGGAUCCGAUUUGGCUGGUGUGAAUGCUGAUUUCACGUUCAAAGAGCUGCCUAAGAUGGCCACAGUUAAAAAAGAGAUUAUCGAUCCGGAAGAAGAGAUCACUAGAAGCAUUUCCUCGUGCAACAUUGAAAUCAAAAAGGAAUUCAAUGACGGGCUGGAACAUUCCGGAUCGUCAGACAUGGUUAAUCCGUUUCAUUAUUCGCAAGUUCCGUCCCGAGUUUCCCCGCUGAAUGGAAUAGAAUUAACGCUGGCACCGUAUGCCGCGAAAUUCCUUGUUCUUGCCAUUAAAGAUCGGAUACGUCAUGGGCGUCACUUUACAUUUAAGGCACAAAAUAUGGCUGUAACAUUCGUGGCCGAAUCGGUCACUGGAGCUAUGGUGAACAAGGAAACUCCCUAUGGAGUGUUGGGAUAUUGGGUUCAAAUUCUGAUACCCAACUCGUUGAUCGGCAAAAUGUUGGACACGUUCAGCGAUCUGACCAAAAGUUCCGACAACUUAAAAAUUCCUCUGACGUACGAGUGGCCCGAGCAUAACUUAAAAUUCAUCAUCGACAACCCUCCGCCGGAAUUGCUCAACCAGCAAGGACCCAUUUUGGCUUGAAAAAUACUCCUCCUAGAAUACGUAACAAAUGGAAAUGUAUGCAGAAUGUCAGGCAAGCUUCUGAACUGAAAGUAUGAGAAAGCAAGAAUUUACAUUUUUAUUUGUUCGGUACACUAAAACAAAAUUCGUCAUAUGAUUAUUUUAUGUUGAUCGACUAAUGACAUCUAACCUAGUAUCUAUUGAUUCAUUAGAUAGAAAAAUAGCAGACAUACAUUUUAUUUUCGAACAAGAUUUUCUUGUCCGCAAGCAUUUCGGUUUCCAUAAUCAUGAAAUCUCAGAACUAACGAGCAUUUAGCUUUUACAAUUAGAAUAUUUAAAUGUAUGGUGUAUAUGUGCCUUGUAA